CGUGAGAGGGAGGUUUUCAGGCAGGUAGACAACAUCCUGUUGUUCGGGCGCUUCUCUCUCUUUUUUGCACAUCUGGCUGAACUGGGAGGCGGGUGGCUGACUCGUGUUGGGUUGCGGCAGCAGCAGCGGUGGCAUCUGUCCGCUGCCGUUCCACGCCUAGGUCCUCCCAAGAGUUCCCCAGGCCAUGGAGGCGGUGGCUGUGUAUCAUGGCAAAAUCAGCCGGGAGACGGGGGAGAAGCUCCUGCUUGCCACGGGUCUGGACGGCAGCUAUUUGCUGAGGGACAGCGAGAGCGUCCCGGGAGUGUACUGCCUGUGUGUUCUGUAUCAAGGUUACAUUUAUACAUACCGAGUGUCUCAGACAGAAACAGGUUCUUGGAGUGCUGAGACAGCACCUGGGGUACAUAAAAGAUUUUUCCGGAAAAUAAAAAAUCUCAUUUCAGCAUUUCAGAAGCCAGAUCAAGGUAUUGUAAUACCUUUGCAGUAUCCAGUUGAGAAGAAGCCCUCAGCUAGAAGUACACAAGGUGCUACAGGGAGAAGAGAAGAUCCUGAUGUCUUCCUGAAAGCACCAUGAAGAAAAAUAAAACACACCUUGUACUUUAUUUUCAAUAAUUUAAAUAUAUGCUAAGUCUUAUAUAUAAUUGAUAAUACAGUUCAGUGAGCUACAAAAGUAUUUCUGAAACCAUCAUAGUCCUGUAGUGGAAGCAUCUAUAGCAUGAUGUUAAAGCUGAAAUGGACUUUUCGGAUAAUGAGGAGCUUUGAAAUGAGGAUUGGGGAAAAAUAAUUCCACAGGUUAUUUUCAGUUAUUGUAUUUACAAACGGGAAAUGACUUAAAACAUAAUGAUACUUUAUAAAAGAUUAAUGUCAAUUCUUGCCAAAUAUAAAUAAAAAUAAUCCUCAGUUUUUCUCAAAAGCACCAUUUUUAGUGAAAUAUUAUUUGAUAGCUACUGAUUUUAAAAUGUCUUGCUUGAUUAUAUGGCAGGAAGCUGGUUCGUGUCCCUCGUCUUUGUCAUGUGCGGUUCUACAUUAGGUAUUAUGCUCUCCAAUAGCUAUAGUGUUAUAGGCUCUCUGGGGAUAUAUGAAACUGUGCACUGUGUGCUAAAAACAGGUACUAGAUAGAGAGUGAAGAAUUUCUGUUUAAUUCUGAAAGCAACCUUCUUGCCUAGUGUUCUGACGUUGGACAGUAAAAUCCGCAGACCAAUCUGUAGUUUAAAAUUCCCGUAAUUUAAAAUAUGCUCUAAAUGUUUAUUAUAUUUGAUGCUAUAGGAUUUGAAAUUAUAUUACAAAUCUGAUGAA
Molecule: messenger RNA, 1293 nt
Organism: Delphinapterus leucas (beluga whale)
Lineage: Eukaryota; Metazoa; Chordata; Mammalia; Artiodactyla; Monodontidae
Gene: SH2D1A
Product: SH2 domain containing 1A
Biological process (GO): cell-cell signaling; regulation of immune response; cellular defense response
Cellular component (GO): cytoplasm
Source: RefSeq, a predicted model, not a curated record